Messenger RNA from Tilletiaria anomala UBC 951, 2520 nucleotides. RefSeq lists its product as uncharacterized. Gene Ontology annotation, molecular function: kinase activity; pseudouridylate synthase activity. Bases 95 to 2467 code for a protein of 790 amino acids. The transcript is spliced from 3 exons. The record is from RefSeq and is a predicted model, not a curated record. NCBI's taxonomy places the organism in Eukaryota, Fungi, Basidiomycota, Exobasidiomycetes, Georgefischeriales, Tilletiariaceae.
CUCACAGAUGUGGAUGAGACUGCAUAAGACAAGCGCCGAGUAGCUGGUUGGGCGGAUGUGGUGAUAGGCUUCUGGAUCCAUUAUCAUCUGAAUCAUGAGAAUCGGAGCUAUCUCAGCCAGCGCUCUUCGCAGAGCUGCUUUACAAGCCGACUCAUCAUCGCUUGUCUACUCGCAUAGACAUAUAUCGCGGAAAAAAGAAACAUCUCCCUCCAAUUUGCUUCGCAUCUCGCCCGCAGUGCAGGAUGCUCUCGCCACAAACAAGCCAGUGGUGGCACUCGAGUCGACCAUCAUCUCACACGGCCUGCCUUACCCCCAGAAUAUAGAGACAGCCCUUGCAGUCGAGGCAGCUAUCAUGGAAGAAGGCGGCAUACCCGCGACAACAGCAUUAAUUGAUGGAUAUGCACAUGUCGGUCUAGAUCGCGAACAGCUACAAAGGCUCGCCAACCCAGCAGAUGGUGACAAACCAGUCAAGACCAGUAGGCGUGACAUGGCGCAGGUGCUGGCGCUGGGACAGGGCGGUGUAGGCGGCACGACUGUGAGCGGCACAAUGGUGCUGGCGAAUAUGGCAGGUAUAGACAUUUUUGCCACGGGCGGCAUCGGAGGCGUACACCGGGGUGCUCAGGACUCUAUGGACGUAUCUGCCGACUUGACGGAGCUUUCUCGCACACCGGUGGCCGUGUUUUGUUCAGGUGCGAAAUCUAUCUUGGACAUUCCACGGACCCUCGAAUACCUUGAAACGCAAGGAGUAAGCGUCAGUGCUUUCCGCCAAUCCUCGACUCCAGCCGCAAGGGAAAAAGAAUCCGAAGCAAUGGUAGACUUUCCAGCAUUCUACAGUGCCCAUUCGGGCUGUUCCGUCCCCCUCGUCCGCUCUGCAUCACACGCAGCAAGCAUCAUCCACGCAUCCAAGUCGCUCCUUGGUCUUUCGAGUGGGCUUGUUUUUGGCGUGCCUAUCCCAACCGAAUAUGACCCUGCAGGUCAAGCGAUUCAGAGCGCCGUGGAGCAAGCAGUCAAGGAAUCUAUCGAGCUAGGCAUCGACAAGAGAGGCAAGCAAGUCACCCCUUGGCUCCUCAAGCGCGUCAAGGAACUGAGCACCGAGAGCGUCAAGAGUAACAUUGCACUGGUCGUCAACAAUUCUCGUGUCGCAGCAAGGACAGCCGUUGAGCUAUGCCGGCUUCGGGAGGAUCCUACCUCGAGUAGCAAGAUUUACCUUUCUGCACAGCCUUCUCAGGAAGGGUUGGAGCCACCAGCGAUCGUCCUCUUUGGCGGGGUUGUGCUUGACGUGAGCGCAAAGCCAGCUCCUGGUGUGACAGCAAAAAUCGCAGCGAAGACAACAGCAGCCGGAAGUGUGAGGCUCUCGCUCGGUGGAGUCGGUCGCAACAUGGCGCAAGCUGCACAGGGCGUAAUACAAAAUAUGCCACACACUGGCGGGGAAGUGCAACUGGUGGCGCCGCUUGCGGACGACUCGACGGGGCAUUACGUGCGCACCGUUUGGGAAGGGGACACCAACGCGCUGCGUCUGGACGGUUUGUUUUCCUUGCGUCAGGGGCGCUGCCAAACUCCAACAGCCAGUCUACUCUUGAGGCAGGACGGUGACCUGCAGCAGGGCAUCGUCGAUACGUCUCUCUUGGAAGGAGCCUUCACCUCUCAGAUCGUCGAGCGCUUCAUGGCAUCGAACCCAUCGACCAUCGGCUUUGACUCAAACAUGUGCAUUGAUGCGAUGGCGCACGUCCUCACUGCAAGCGCUCAAGCGGAUGCAUUUGUCCUAUGCGAACCGACAUCCGUGGCGAAGAGCUCGCGCGUGGUCCAUGCGCUCCAUCAUGCUGGCUUUCUCGGCAAGCGACACGUCCUUGGAGGUGUGACACCAAACGUUCUCGAGCUGAUGGAGAUGCAUGACGCUGCACAAGAGCUUCUGCUCGCACAACAACAACAGCUGCAGUUGCUACGACUCGGCGCAGUCGAAAAGCAAAUUGCCGCUGGUCUCGUCGCGUCUAGCCUCCUGCCGGACACGAGAAGCGCAGAAGCAGCGCUGUCUGUUGCACGCCUCCUCGGGCCUCUCUUCCUGACGCUCGGUCCGCGCGGUGUACUUGCGGUCGUGCCUCGCUCCACGCCACUUGAAGGAGCUGUGGAGAUCACGCACGUGCCUCCACCUACAAUACUAGCUCCGUCAUCUAUCGUGAACACAACCGGUGCAGGUGACACUUUUGCAGGUGCGCUCCUCGCGCUGGUGCACCUACAAUUCAGCGGCAGAGGCGUUGGCAAUGAGAGCAGACGGCCGCGACAGCACCUUCUCAAAAAUUGGCUCUCCUCACACGGCUCAGCAGGGCCUUCGGCUGUGCACGACUUGCUCUGCGCCGCACAAUUUGCUGCCCUCGCGACUUUGCAGAGCCACGGUGCAGUGGGCAAUAUGUGCGCGUUGCGCGGAGAAAAAUCAUUCUGGCGUGCUGUGGGGUCACAAGGGAAAGCGUAGACCCGGGGUUUCCCGUGAGGUCACACAUUUAGCAUCUGUAACAUAAUGGCAAA